This is a messenger RNA of Liolophura sinensis, 1265 nucleotides long. Its product is annotated as diencephalon/mesencephalon homeobox protein 1-A-like. The record is from RefSeq and is a predicted model, not a curated record. Gene Ontology annotation, biological process: regulation of transcription by RNA polymerase II. The coding region runs from base 42 to 1265 and encodes 407 amino acids. NCBI's taxonomy places the organism in Eukaryota, Metazoa, Mollusca, Polyplacophora, Chitonida, Chitonidae. The transcript is spliced from 6 exons. Gene Ontology annotation, molecular function: RNA polymerase II transcription regulatory region sequence-specific DNA binding; DNA-binding transcription factor activity, RNA polymerase II-specific.
UGUUUGAAGAGAUUCUGAAGAUUGCCUUCAACGCCAACCAGAUGUUUUGCUUUCACUAUCCACCAUUACUUCAUCCAGCGCCUCGUUUCGGUGCUGACUACUGUGCCACACCCCAUUCAUAUAGCAGUUAUGGGUUACACACAGAUCUCCAUGACGACAUGUUUGCCCGGAGAAAACAGCGCCGAAACAGAACUACCUUUACCUUACAGCAGCUGGAAGAGUUGGAAAAGGUAUUUGCACAGACUCACUAUCCGGAUGUUUUUACGCGAGAAGAAUUAGCGAUGCGUAUUAAUCUCACAGAAGCCAGAGUUCAGGUAUGGUUUCAAAACCGAAGAGCCAAAUGGAGAAAGAGUGAACGGUUUGCACAACAACAUCCACAGCAGGCGCAACAACAACAGUCCCAGCAGCAGUAUUCACAGAAAGCGCCAUCUGGCGAUGACAAGUCGGAGAGUGAUGUUCAGGUUGAUUCCGUGGACUGUUACGAUGGGGAUGAUCAAGAAGAGAAGGUGUUAGAUAUAACAACAGACAGCACCGAGGACAAAGGUACCAACCUCACAGCGACUGUGACAAGACGGUUGACGGAAGAGAGAGACAGUGACGAUAUGGCGGGAAAUCCCUCCAUACAGCCCCUGUCCCAGACAGACCUUAGCGCGAGGGACAAUGCGGCGGGGUCAGCAUCACCGGCUCUGUCAGAUUCCUCCUCAGACAGCUGUGAUAUAAAGCUAUCCACUCACGAAAUGACCGGUGACCGAUCAAGCGCUCAGGAAAUCUCCCCACGUCGGGAAUCUGCAUUGAGCCUAAAGGACAAACGCUCCCCGUCACCCCAUGAUAUGUCACCCGAGUCCCGACACCACAUGACCAACCCUCAGACCGAACUCACAAUCCCCAACGUUACCGCUGGUACAUCCGGGGUAGACAGCAAAGAUUCCCCAGGAUCCGGUACCAUGCGCCCCCUACAUCUGUUACUUCAAGGGGCGUCACCCGCACAACCCACGCCAUUGUUCCCACCAUUCCUCGACAGAACAUGCCAGCGUCCACCUCUAGACUCUCUCUUCUCGGGGCGCCCCUUAUGGUCAUACUUCCAGCAACCUGGUUUCAAAGGUUGCUUCCCCUUCUGUCCAUGCUGUCGACCCGGCAAUCAGCUCAGAUCUCUGUUCGCUCCUCACGACCAACGGUCAUUCAGUGUGGCGGAGUUAAGGAGAAGAGCUCGGGAGCACUCGGAAACACUCGGCGUGGACCUGCCCUCCAGCAUUAGUACCAAAUGA